This is a messenger RNA of Eutrema salsugineum, 991 nucleotides long. Its product is annotated as cysteine-rich repeat secretory protein 38. NCBI's taxonomy places the organism in Eukaryota, Viridiplantae, Streptophyta, Magnoliopsida, Brassicales, Brassicaceae. The record is from RefSeq and is a predicted model, not a curated record. The transcript is spliced from 2 exons. Bases 65 to 832 code for a protein of 255 amino acids.
CAACCUCAACACUUUUUCCAUCAAAGAAACUCUCCCAAAAGAAAACUAUUAUAAAUCCUAAACAAUGUCUCCAUCCUCCCCACUAAAAGGCAUCGUUUCAGUCUCUGUAUUGGCCUUAGCCAUACAACUUCUCUUUAUACAAAGCGUUUCGUCCCAAAGCCAAAACAAUGCGUUUCUAUACCACAAGUGCUCUGACAUUGAAGGGAACUUCACGUCGAAGAGUCCGUACGAGUCAAACCUCGACAGUCUCUUUCGUCGUAUCUCUUACAGAGUUCCAUCCUCCGGUUUCGCCGCCUCCUCCGCUGGUAAUAGUCCAGACAACGUCAACGGAUUGGCCCUUUGCCGCGGCGAUGCCUCUUCCUCUGACUGUGGCUCCUGUCUCGCGACCGCCAUCCCUGAGUUACGUCAGAGAUGUCCCAACAACAAAGCAGGGAUAAUAUGGUACGACAACUGUCUAGUCAAGUAUUCCUCAACCAAUUUCUUCGGAAAGAUCGAUUACGAGAACAGAUUCUAUUUGUACAACGUCAACAACGUGAGCGAUCCUGCAUCCUUUAACACGCAGACAAAGGCUCUAUUAACUGAGCUAACGCAGAAAGCGACUACUGGAGACAACCAGAAGCUGUUUGCGACAGGGGAGAAGAAUCUGGAGAAGAAGAAGCUAUACGGACUGGUGCAGUGUACAAGGGACUUGAGGAGAGAGAGUUGCAAGGCGUGUUUGGAUGGGAUUAUUGGGGAGCUUCCUAAUUGCUGCGACGGUAAAGAAGGAGGGAGAGUUGUAGGUGGGAGUUGUAACUUUCGGUAUGAAAUUUACCCUUUUGUUAAGAUUGCUUGAUUAGAGGUCCAAAAUAAAAGUGUUCCUGAGCCAAACGUACUGUCUUAAUUUAUUAUUGAAGCUAAUGGGAUAUGUAUAGAAAUGUAUUAUGUUUUGCUGUUUAACAAUGUGUUGAGCCAAUAAAAUGUAAGUCUCUUCUUAGUAUAUAUAUAUACUGAA